Messenger RNA from Lactuca sativa (garden lettuce), 1143 nucleotides. Lineage: Eukaryota; Viridiplantae; Streptophyta; Magnoliopsida; Asterales; Asteraceae. The record is from RefSeq and is a predicted model, not a curated record.
GAAGAUCAACUCUGUGAAGCAAUGUCUAGUUGAACUGAACAAAUUCAGACAAAAGGAUGCUGAAACUCUUGAAAAUUACUAUGAUCGUUUGAAUGAGCUUAUGUUUCACUGCAAUAGGUAUGGAAUCACUAGGUCUCUCAUGGAGUUCAAUUUAACUUUCAUUAUGGGUCUUCGCAAGGAAUGGCGAAGUGUAAGCAUGAUGAUUAAGAAUCAACAGAGUUUUGAUACAACUCAUUUGAAUGAUCUCUACAAUCAACUGAAAAUACAUGAAAUUGAAGUUUCAGAAAUGUAUGAAGAAUCAAAACUGAGUAUUGGAGGUCUUUUGGCUCUAGUUUCAAAGGUAUUUGAAGUUGAUGUGAAUGAAAAAGAUGAUUCAGAUAAUGAAGGAUUUCUGAUGAAUUCGGAUGAUGAAGCUGUGGCAUUCUACUCAAACAAUAGAGUUAAUUUUUUUUCAAGAAGUCAUUUAAUCCAAAAGGAAAGGCUACUGAUGUGAAGAGUGGAGUCACAAAAACUGGAGGAGAGGAGAGGAAGAAAAUGGAGAAAGCUGAGGAAAAACCAAAAGAUGCGAAAGAAGUAAAGAAGCUGAAGGGUGACUCAGGAAUUUACUGUCACUAUUGCAAUGGUGCGAAUCACUUUGCAGCCGAUUGCAUGUUGCGAAAGAAAGAAGAAAAAAAGGAGAAAAUUAAAGAUGAAGCAUACUAUUCUGAAAAGAUUGAAGAGAUACGUGCUAAGACCAAAGGAGUGUCUUUGGUUGCGAAAGGUGAAACUGAUGAUGAAAAGAGUGGUACGUAUCAGAUUUGGUCUUCAGGAUCUGAUGAUGAGGAAAUGAGGCAUCCCACACAUGGAGCCAUGCUCGCAAGUUUUGAAAAUUGCGAAGAGGAAAUUUCAGGGAGGUGCUUCGUAUCCAAAUCCACGGACAAAUCACCCAUGACCACCAAGUACUGAAGCUCAAAAAAUAAAUAUGCAACUAGGAGAGGCACGAAGAGAAUUAGAAAUAAAAAGAAGCAGAAUAGACAAACUUGAAUUACAGCUCAAAAAUGUAAAUUGUGAUAGGGAUAAUCUUAGAAAUGAUGUUAGGUUAUUGCUUGCACAAAGGAACAUAUAUUGUAAUUCAGCCAAAAGAUUGUAUGCAAAAUUAACUGC